AGAAUCUUGCAUUAAACCCUACUCUCACUCCCUCCAACAAUGAAACUCCUAAUGCAAUCAAUUUCUGGUACUCCCUUCUCUUGAUUUCCCUUUCCACUAGAUACAACCCGGUGCAACUAAAAGCUUGCUUUGAGUCCCGCCACCGAAGCCGGAACGAAUCCUAGACCGCUUCACUUGCCUCUCAAUCAUCGUCGGCCGCCAGUGCAGAAUGGCUAAUGAAGAAUAUAAGGUUACUGGGUCGAGUUCUCAGAAUGAAGGGUGUCCAAAGUCCAGUGCAGAAAGGGCUACAAGUAGGAAGAAUAAAAAGAAAAAGCAAUCGCAGGAAAGUGUAAAAACAGAGUAUGAACAGGAGAUCCAUGAACACAGCCCUCCAGCUGGAGGGAAUUUACAAGCUGGUGAUAUGAGGAUGGAAAGUGGGAAAAAUAAAAUAAAGAAGAAAUUGUUGGAGGAAGCUUCUUUAAGCAAGGAAGGUAGUAAAAAAUCUAAUGGUGAGAGGAAAAAGAAAGUAAAGGAAACAAAAAGGCAAUUAUUACAGAAAACUGCUGAGGAUGAAGAGGAAGAUGUUAAUACAGUGGGUUUUCCACAGGAGGUGAAUCCAGCAGCUGAAGGUGGAAAAAUUGAAACUGCAAAAGGCAAGGAAGAAGAAGAGGUCAUUGGAAUAAAUCCUAUAGAAGAAGAGGUCAUUGGAAUAAAUCCUAUAGAAGAAGAGGAUCCAAAAUCCAAUGUUGAAAUGGUCAAUAGGCUUCAAAAGAAGAAGAAGAAGAAUAAAGAGCAGUUACUAAAGGAAGCUGCUAAGGCUGACAAGCGUGGUGUUUGCUACUUAAGUCGAAUCCCUCCCCACAUGGAUCAUGUAAAGCUUCGUCAUAUUCUUUCCCAAUAUGGAGAAAUACAGAGGAUCUACCUUGCACCUGAAGAUCCCACUGCUCGAGUAAAUCGCAAAAGAGCUGGUGGAUUUCGAGGUCAAGAAUUCUCUGAAGGGUGGGUUGAAUUUACCAAUAAGAGCAUUGCAAAAAGGGUUGCCAAUAUGUUAAAUGGUGAACAAAUAGGUGGUAGAAAGAGGUCUCAAUUCUAUUAUGACCUUUGGAAUAUCAAAUACUUGAGUAAAUUCAAGUGGGAUGAUCUUACAGAAGAAAUUGCAUAUAAGAGUGCUAUGCGAGAGCAGAAAUUAGCUCUAGAAAUUUCUGCUGCAAAGAGGGAGCGGGAUUUCUAUCUCAAUAAGGUGGAUCAAUCUCGUGCUUUGAGUUCUAUAGAAGAACGAUUAAAAAAGAAACAAAAGGUCCAACAAGAGUCAGGAGGUCAACUCUCUGUUGGUGAGCAAGCACCGAAGGUCAUCCGUCAAUUCCCACAGACAAAACCAGUUGCAAAUAAAGUGGAAGAAAGCAAAUCUCAACUCUCAAAAGACAUUCUGGCUGGGGUAUUUGGUGGUUUAUGGUAAUAGGUUUUGAAGUUUUCAGUUUUUGUUCGACAUGAGGAGCUUAGGAAGAUACCAAAUACUGCUUUACUUGUCUGUGGGUUUGGUUCUUCGACUUUUUGAUGCAUUAACAGAGCAUCUUACAAUUUUGUUACCAUUUUCACAAUGUUGCUGGUGAUUAUUUAUGGAACUGAGAGAUUGUGCUGUAUCACUCUACUCGAGGAUCGUCAUGGCCGUGACUUUGAUUAUAAUGACAGCCCACAUACUGUAAAGCCUUUUAAGGAAGCAUACUAUGUACUUGAUUUCCAUUGCUAUUCCUUUUACGGAAGCAUAUUAUGUACCAAAUUUUGACUACAAAAUUUAAUUCAACGAUGAGGGUUUUUUUUUU
Hevea brasiliensis (rubber tree) is the source of this 1799-nucleotide messenger RNA. RefSeq names its product pre-rRNA-processing protein ESF2-like. Gene Ontology annotation, molecular function: RNA binding. Lineage: Eukaryota; Viridiplantae; Streptophyta; Magnoliopsida; Malpighiales; Euphorbiaceae. Gene Ontology annotation, cellular component: nucleolus. The transcript has 8 exons. Bases 209 to 1435 code for a protein of 408 amino acids. The record is from RefSeq and is a predicted model, not a curated record. Gene Ontology annotation, biological process: endonucleolytic cleavage in ITS1 to separate SSU-rRNA from 5.8S rRNA and LSU-rRNA from tricistronic rRNA transcript (SSU-rRNA, 5.8S rRNA, LSU-rRNA); small-subunit processome assembly; endonucleolytic cleavage in 5'-ETS of tricistronic rRNA transcript (SSU-rRNA, 5.8S rRNA, LSU-rRNA).